Messenger RNA from Vidua chalybeata, 6504 nucleotides. It is a transcript of the gene ATL2, whose product is annotated as atlastin GTPase 2. Gene Ontology annotation, biological process: endoplasmic reticulum organization; protein homooligomerization. Bases 3467 to 5263 code for a protein of 598 amino acids. The record is from RefSeq and is a predicted model, not a curated record. The transcript is spliced from 13 exons. Lineage: Eukaryota; Metazoa; Chordata; Aves; Passeriformes; Viduidae. Gene Ontology annotation, molecular function: GTP binding; GTPase activity.
CACGUUAAUCCAGCCAGAUUAAAUGACACAUUCUACUUUGUGUCCUUAGCUUGGCCCAGGGGCCAGACUGAACCUACAAACACAGACCACAGAACUGGUCUUGCCCUUCAUGUCUAGACUCAGACCCAGACUUUGCUUCAAUACCAGAGACUAGAUCCAGACAGUUUCAUCGGUGUGUAAAGGAUCACAACCUAUAUCCAGGCCUGACUGGGAGCACAGGAGUGAUCCCAGCCCUGAAGGGUGCUGCUGCCCCAGGUGCCCUCUCGUAAGCCCAGGGUGCUGCUGGGGGAAUCUCAGGUGCCCACCUCACCCGGCUUUCCUGGGUGCUGCCAUCACUGGGUCUUAUGCCAGCUCCUGCUGCCAGCUAUCCUGUCUUUGAGGUACCCAAGUCCUUGGCAAGGCAGCCUGUGCUAGUCCAAAACUUCUCCUGAGCUGGGUACAGUGAGCUGUGACCAUGUGGCUUAAUUACAUUCAAACCCAUCCUGUCCUGACAGAGCCUCAUCCAAGGGUGUGUGCAUGACCCUGUGCUGGAGGGAUUUGCCUUCCAGAAAAGGACAAUGAGAGCUGCAGGAAAGAUUCUGCUGUGGGAAUUCAGCAGGACUCUCUUAAGCACAACUCAUCUCUAUGCAGCCAGUCUGGACUUGCCUGGAAAACAAGCAUAUGAAACCCUAGGAAUAAAUCACCUACUUCCUCCUGAGGACCUGUAAGUCUCACCGGGCAAGCCAGUCAUGUAGCUGCAAAGGAUGCAAAUAAACUCUGCUGUGUAAUUAGCACCCUUUGUGUGCCAGAGCAAUCAUUCCUAACCCCACAUGCAACCAGGAGCCAGGUCUGCCUGCACGGGGCUCAAUUCCUAACACCCUUCCCAGGUGUAAAGCUGCACUGCUUUCCUCAAAUCAGGAUCACAUGGUGAUGCUUUGCCCCUUAUGGGAGGAGCUGGCUUGUGAUAUGAGAGAUCAGUCAUGCUGCAAGGACAAAUAUCCUCUUCUAAAACCCACAGCCAGUGCUGAUAGGAGUGUUUGCUGGUAAAUACCUGCAGCACGCUGAGCUAAAUUAGUCUGAUUUUAUUACAUUAAAGAAUGUCUACAUAGCAUUUUUCCUGAUAAGACUCUGAACUGCCACUGAGGCCUCUGUGAUGGUGGAGUACUUUCCAUCCCAAACUGUUCCUGGUAGCCUGAUUUUUGCAUUCUGCACCAUGCAGACAAAGCACUGGUAGUACGGGCUGAAGCACAGUCACUGAUCAUAUGGGGACUCCUCCUCCCUUGAGCCUUGCUGUUUGUACCAGAAAAACAGACGCAGCUCCUUGGAAGGAGGCCGUGUGACUUCAGGGGCUGGUGUGAUUGUCUCUGCAAGACAUUUGAUGGGUGCCACAGUGACAGCCGGAGCAAUGCUUCUUUUUCUAGGAUGAGAGGUUAGAAAAUAAGAGUCCGGGGGCGUGGGAAAGCUCUUUCUCUGUGCUGUCCUUGAUGGCCUAAAGGAUCAUUGGGAAAUGACACCAAGGGGAUCCAAACCUGAGAGAUGCUUCUCAUUUUUAGAGGUGCAGAGCAGGCAGCAGGUGGGUAAGCAGAGCUGGCCCCCAGGUGAGGCUGGAAGCAGCGUGCUGGCUGUAGACAGGGGCAUCUCUGCAGUGGGGCAGCCUGGGCACUCCAAGCAGCACUGCAGCCUUCACAGGAGUCAGUAUCUAUCCAGACUUUAAAAACAACCUCGUCUUGUGCUGUUGCAUAAGAGCGAGAUGGAAAUCUCACUGUGUUUAUACAGAAAUGACAGGACUCCGCUUGAGCAAAUGCUUGCAAUGAAAGACUCAGCUGGCUGUGGAGCUUUGCUUCCAGAAGCAGAAGAAAACCACGUAGCCAUUUAAUCCUUUGAAGACUUCAGUCACCCUGAUAAGAUGUAGACAGGGCAGGACAAGGGAGAUGGCUUUCACGUGCCCCUGCAAGACUGUCACCUCCCUGGACAGGCUGUGUCCCACCACCCCAGAGAGCCACACAGGCAGCAUGGCUCCUGAGCCUGCCCACUGCCCUUUCCCCCGCUGUGACACAGUCCCUCGAUUUAAACCCUUAAUCCUGGGAAGAUUGUGCAAUAGCUCCUUCAGGCUGAGAACGGAUUAUGCCCGUUUCAAAGGUAUUUGGCACUCUGGCAGCACCGGCAGAGCCCAAUCAACCGGCCCAACCUCUCCUGCAAGAGCACCUGCAGGCAAUUCUUGCAGCUGGUGCCUAGCAACUUGCUCUGAGCUGCUCUCAUAGCUAAAAUUCAAUUUUAUUUCCACCUUCCUCCCCAGAGGAGCAGCUCCUGGGUCAGCAUCAGGGAAGAAGAUGUUUCCCACUCAGCUUGCUAUAAAUUAGUGGUAUGGGAGGGGCUGCUUUCUCUCUCGAGCGUGUGUCCUGCAGCCAGCUAAAAAGACAUCUCCUCUCAGCAUGUGGGACAGCUUCAGGUUGAAGAGAUUAAGUAAAAUUUUUUUUUCCCUCCUUCCCAAUUUGUUUUCUGCUCCCAAAUGCCUCUGCUUUCUCGCAGUUCUCUGCAGAAGAACCAGGCUUGGAUUCAUGCUGUGUCUCACCUUGGCUUUGCUUGGGUGAGCCGCAGGUUAUGCCAACACACACAGGUAGUUACAAGCCCGGGGCUGUGCUGAGCACUCUCUAAUGACGCACAGCAACUUUUAGAUCACCUGUGUGACAAAUGAAGGCAGCCCCGAAUCUGAGAGAGAUGCCCUUGGGAAACGGCGAGCACCAGAAAAAAAAAAAAAAAGCAUCGGAAACCAAGAUUGCCUGUUUACGGAGCUGAGAUGUUUGCCGAGGUAGUGAGGCAAACAUCAGCCAGCCUGGGCAGGACCGAGCAGCCUGUUCCUGCAUGUGGGCAGGGCACAGGAAUGGGCGCCGGGAAGAGGGAGCCAAAGGGAGGAUCCAGCUGCAGAGUGGGCAGAGGCUCGGGGAGCAGCACAUCCUCCAGCGCCUGCUGGCACGGUGCAGAGGGAGGAGCGCUCCAGCUGGAAGAGUUGGGAAGCUGUGAGUAGAUGAAGUCCAUAAGUAGUAGGGCUGUGGUACGGCAGCCUGGGUGUCUUUCAGAGAAAAGCAAGACGAGGUGCCUUGUAGGGCAUUUCCAAACUCUGGGAGGGCACGUGUUUGCCUCCAGGAGCAAGCCCGAGAGCCAUACAGAUUUCCCAGUGGGAGUCUGUUAGGACAUCUCAGACUUGCCUGAGUGACACAGCCCCCUUGGUGGGGUCUGGUUCACCACUGCAGAGCUGACCUCUCCUUGCCUCCCCAGUUUUAUUCCUCGGGAAGCCCUGAGUGGUCCUAGCAGCUUCAGCCAGAGGGUUGGAGGUGCCUUAUUGCUGUGGACAGGGUGGUUUUCAGCAGAGCCACCUGUAUCUCACAGCUGUCUGCCCUCAGCUCCUGACUGCCUGCAGCACUGCACAGUCUGGAAGGAGGAGUGGGAAUCACCUGGUCACUAGUUUGGACUCGACAGCCUGAAGCAGAUGAGGAGAGAGGUUGGUAAGCGCAGAAGCACCAAUGGAGACGUCUCCAGCUCAUCCCAGGACCCUCAGGCCUCCAAGGUGGGACAUGGCUCUGUUCCCCAGCCCAGCAGCGGUGCUCAGCAUGCUUCAGGUAAGCUUUAUGAAGAAGAAGAGGACGAUGCCCUGCCAGACUCAGAUGCCCUGCCGGACUCGGAUGACGAGGUGGAACUGGAUAAGCCGCGCCCCAUACAGAUUGUCCUUGCUCAUGAAGAUGACCAUAACUUUGAAUUAGAUGAAUCAGCAUUGGAAAAAAUCUUGCUUCAGGAACAUAUUAAAGAUCUUAACAUAGUAGUUGUGUCUGUAGCAGGAGCUUUCCGCAAAGGAAAAUCUUUUCUGCUGGACUUCAUGCUUAGAUACAUGUAUAACAGGACUUCUCCUUGCUGGAUAGGUGGAAACACCGAGCCAUUGACUGGGUUUACAUGGAGAGGUGGAUGUGAACGGGAAACCACUGGCAUUCAGAUUUGGAGUGAAGUGUUUGUAAUUGAGAAACCUAAUGGAACAAAGGUUGCUGUACUACUCAUGGAUACCCAAGGUGCCUUUGAUAGCCAAUCCACUAUCAAAGACUGUGCAACAGUUUUUGCCCUGAGCACCAUGACGAGCUCUGUCCAGGUAUACAACUUGUCUCAGAAUAUUCAGGAAGAUGACCUUCAACACUUGCAGUUGUUUACAGAGUAUGGAAGACUAGCUAUGGAAGAAAUUUACCAAAAGCCGUUUCAGACAUUAAUGUUCUUAAUUAGAGAUUGGAGUUAUCCUUAUGAGCAUGCAUAUGGCUUGGAGGGAGGAAAAAAGUUCCUAGAGAAAAGAUUGCAGGUAAAGCAAAACCAACAUGAAGAGCUACAGAAUGUAAGGAAGCAUAUUCACUCCUGUUUCAGUAAUCUUGGGUGUUUCCUGUUGCCCCACCCUGGUCUUAAAGUUGCAACAAAUCCAAAUUUUGAUGGGAGAUUGAAUGAUAUAGACGAGGAUUUUAAGAAUGAGCUGCGGAAUUUGGUACCAUUACUGCUUGCCCCUGAAAACCUGGUAGAAAAAGAGAUUAGUGGAUCCAAGGUGACCUGUAGAGAUCUUGUAGAAUACUUCAAGGCUUACAUUAAAAUCUAUCAAGGAGAGGAGCUACCUCAUCCAAAAUCUAUGCUGCAGGCAACAGCUGAAGCGAACAAUCUUGCUGCUGUGGCAGGAGCAAAAGACUUGUACAGCAAAGGCAUGGAGCAGGUGUGUGGGGGAGAUAAGCCUUACAUUGCCCCGUCGGACCUCGAGCGGAAGCACCAGGAUUUCCGAGAGAGCGCCAUCCGGCAGUUCCGCUCCGUCAAGAAGAUGGGAGGGGAGGAGUUCUGCCGGCGCUACCAGGAGCAACUGGAAGUGGAAAUCGAAGAGAUCUAUGCAAACUUCGUGAAGCACAACGAUGGCAAAAACAUCUUUUAUGCUGCUCGUACCCCUGCCACUCUGUUUGCAGUCAUGUUUGCCAUGUACAUAAUCUCAGGACUGACUGGGUUCCUUGGCAUGAACUCCAUAGCUGCCCUGUGUAAUCUCGUGCUGGGGAUGGCUCUUAUAUCGUUUUGUACUUGGGCAUACGUUAAGUACUCUGGGGAAUUCAGAGAAGUUGGAACAGCCAUUGAUCAGAUCGCUGAAGCUAUAUGGGAACAGGUGUUGAAGCCCAUGAGUGAUAAUUUGAUGGAGGAUCAUAUGAGGCAGUCUGUAAAAAACUCUAUCAAAGCAGGCCUGACCGAGCAGGUGGCUCACCAUGCCAGACUAAAGACAGACUGACAGUUCGUCUCCUCUUCAACUCUGCCCUCUCAUCCUAGACAUGCUUGCUGUACCAUGAGAACUCAAUAAUAAAAAAAAAAAUAAAUAAAAAUAAACCAAAGUUUACAAUCAACUGUAGAAGUAGUUUAGUGUGAUUGGCUUCACAGAUUGCUGCCAUCACCGGGGAAGAGUUAAGUUUCUCAGUGCUCAGCUUCUCAGACAAACUGGUGCCAUGGAGAGCCCGCUGGGGUGGGAGGGAGUGGCUCAGUUUUACAUGGUCCUGGUGCCCCGUGCUUGGGGGAGGGAGGGGGAACUUCCCCAGCCUUGUGAGUCCGUGAGGCUCUGGCUUACAGGGGGAGCCUGUCCCCUGCAGCAGCUGACUUCAGGGAAGUGUCAUGAUCAGCCCCACGCCAGCUGUGCUCUCACCCGAUGUCCCCAGCUCGGCACCGCCCUCGCCAGCUCCAGCGAGUGUUUCUGUGCGCCGGAGCCAUCGGAGCAGCCACUCCAUUGCAGCGUCUCUUGCUUUCUUGCCUUUUACCAGUGUUACACAGGUGCAUGUGCUGGUUCCUCACGCAGAACUGGGCUGUCAGGGAGGCAGUGGCUCAGCACAGAGGGUGUCUUGCCUUGAACUCGCAGACCUGGUCCCGAGGGAGGUGCAUAUCGGAACUGAGCUGUCUUUUUCUGCAGUUUAGCCUUCGUGUAUAUAAUAUUGCCAUUAAUUCUACUGGGGAAGAAAUUCCAUCCAAAAAUGUUGCCUACAGCUACCAAGCAAUGAGUUAGGAUUGUCUGUACAGUGUGUUUAGUUUUUAUUUUUUAAGAAAUCACAGAUAGGGCAUGUAUAUGAAAUAUAAAUAUAUAAAUACGAUUUUGUAUCAAAGUUUUGUAGUUUAUGGCAAAACCUGGUUCUGUGGUAGCUAAGUGCAGUUCCUGUAAAGGAAUGUUUGUGGCUCAUGUAAAUGUGUGAAUGCAUCAACAAUUUGAAGUUUUUUGAUAUAUUUGUGAUAUUUACCUGCCUUGAGCACUGCAAUCUCUCACCCCCUUGGAAAAAUCAAUGGGAAUGUUUGUUGUGAAACUCUUGUCUUCUGUUGCAUUUUAAAGUUAUUUCCUGUAAUUUAUUUUCAGUACAUGAUUAAAAUCAGUUGUGUAUAUAUGAAAUGAAAUCCGUGCUUAUUUUUAAAAGAUGUUCAAGUAUUGUAUUCUACUACAUAAACUAUGUCAAAUACUUAUCCUGACAAUUAUAUGGACAGAUUUGUUCUAUUGUA